Molecule: messenger RNA, 1220 nt
Organism: Cyprinodon tularosa
Lineage: Eukaryota; Metazoa; Chordata; Actinopteri; Cyprinodontiformes; Cyprinodontidae
Exons: 6
Coding region: 137-1195 (352 amino acids)
Biological process (GO): magnesium ion transport
Cellular component (GO): membrane
Molecular function (GO): magnesium ion transmembrane transporter activity
Source: RefSeq, a predicted model, not a curated record
CGGGGAUGAUGCGAACCCAGCCUGUGGCUUCCUCUUGUUUCCAAGGUAAACACCCGGAAGUAGCAGAGUCACCCCACAGCCAAUCAGGUGCUACACUCCCAGCUGUCAUCUUAAUGUAGCAAAGUCGACAAUCGAGAUGGAAGGGAAUCGCAUAGACUUCUACAUCGGCCUCUCUCUGGCUGUGAGCUCCAGUGUUUUUAUCGGCUCCAGUUUUAUCUUGAAAAAGAAAGGCCUGCUGCGAUUGGCCAGAAAGGGCUCCACACGGGCAGGUCAAGGCGGUUAUGCCUAUCUAAAAGAAUGGCUGUGGUGGGCGGGGCUUAUUUCAAUGGGAGCAGGAGAAGCUGCCAACUUUGCUGCUUAUGCGUUCGCACCAGCAACACUGGUGACCCCCCUUGGAGCACUCAGUGUACUUGUCAGUGCUGUGCUGUCUUCAUACUUUCUAAACGAGAGGCUGAACGUUCAUGGGAAGAUUGGUUGUCUGCUUUGCAUCUUGGGCUCGACGGUCAUGGUGAUUCAUGCACCACAGGAAGAGGAAGUCGCCUCGCUAAGCGCAAUGGCUGAGAAACUAAAGGACCCAGGUUUCCUUGUGUUUGCUGUGUGUGUUGUUGGAAGCAGCUUAGUCCUGAUCUUUGCUGUGGCCCCUCGCUUCGGACAGAAAAACUUUCUCGUCUACAUCCUGAUCUGUUCUGUGAUUGGCUCGCUCUCAGUGUCUUGCGUCAAAGGUCUCGGGAUUGGAAUGAAGGAGCUGGUUUCAGGGACGGCGGUGCUGAAGGAUCCCCUAUUCUGGGCUUUACUCAUCUGCCUGGCCAUCUGCGUCACCAUUCAGAUCAGCUACCUGAAUAAAGCUCUGGACAUUUUCAACACCUCCAUCGUCACGCCAAUUUACUACGUCUUCUUCACCACAUCAGUCAUGGCUUGUUCAGCCAUCCUGUUCAAGGAGUGGUUGAAAAUGAACGUCGAUGGUGUCAUUGGGACAAUCAGCGGAUUCCUUACCAUAAUUUUGGGGAUUUUUCUCCUCCAUGCCUUUAAAGACAUUACAUACAGCCUCGACUCCCUUCCUUUAUACCUGAGAAAAAGCCCUGAUUGGUUCCCAGGGGGCCAACAACCAUAUCUGGCUCUUCCUGAUGAUAUCCAAGCAGAAGAUGAGAGAAAGUUAACCAGACAUGGUGAAAGAAAGGGAGGGCCUCAUAAAUAAAAAAAAAAAAAAAAAAGAACCUAUG